This is a messenger RNA of Dipodomys ordii (Ord's kangaroo rat), 2278 nucleotides long. It is a transcript of the gene Gne, whose product is annotated as glucosamine (UDP-N-acetyl)-2-epimerase/N-acetylmannosamine kinase. Bases 41 to 2209 code for a protein of 722 amino acids. The record is from RefSeq and is a predicted model, not a curated record. Gene Ontology annotation, molecular function: UDP-N-acetylglucosamine 2-epimerase activity; N-acylmannosamine kinase activity; hydrolase activity, hydrolyzing O-glycosyl compounds. Gene Ontology annotation, biological process: UDP-N-acetylglucosamine metabolic process. The transcript is spliced from 11 exons. NCBI's taxonomy places the organism in Eukaryota, Metazoa, Chordata, Mammalia, Rodentia, Heteromyidae.
ACUCUAUUUUAAGAAACUUUCAACAAGAAAGAAACAAGUCAUGGAGAAGAAUGGGAACAACCGGAAGCUCCGGGUCUGUGUUGCCACUUGUAAUCGUGCUGAUUACUCGAAACUUGCUCCCAUCAUGUUUGGCAUCAAAACAGAGCCUGAGUUCUUUGAACUUGAUGUGGUGGUCCUUGGCUCACACCUGAUAGAUGACUAUGGAAACACAUAUCGAAUGAUUGAACAAGAUGACUUUGACAUUAACACGAGGCUACACACAAUCGUUAGGGGGGAAGAUGAAGCAGCCAUGGUGGAAUCAGUAGGCUUGGCCCUAGUGAAGCUCCCAGAUGUCCUUAAUCGCCUAAAGCCUGAUAUCAUGAUUGUUCAUGGAGACAGGUUUGAUGCUUUGGCUCUGGCUACGUCUGCUGCCUUGAUGAACAUCAGGAUCCUUCACAUUGAAGGAGGGGAAGUCAGUGGGACUAUUGAUGACUCCAUCAGACAUGCCAUAACAAAACUGGCUCAUUAUCAUGUGUGUUGCACCCGAAGCGCAGAACAACACCUGAUAUCCAUGUGUGAGGACCAUGAUCGAAUUCUUUUGGCUGGCUGCCCGUCCUAUGACAAGCUCCUCUCAGCCAAGAACAAAGACUAUAUGAGCAUCAUUCGGAUGUGGCUAGGUGAUGAUGUAAAAUGUAAAGAUUAUAUUGUUGCACUGCAGCACCCUGUGACCACUGACAUUAAGCAUUCCAUUAAAAUGUUUGAAUUGACACUGGAUGCACUUAUCUCGUUUAACAAGCGGACCCUAGUUCUGUUUCCAAACAUUGAUGCAGGGAGCAAAGAGAUGGUUCGAGUAAUGCGAAAGAAGGGCAUCGAGCAUCAUCCCAACUUUCGUGCCGUAAAACAUGUGCCCUUUGACCAGUUUAUACAGCUGGUUGCCCAUGCUGGUUGUAUGAUUGGGAAUAGCAGCUGUGGAGUACGAGAGGUUGGAGCUUUUGGAACACCUGUGAUCAACCUAGGAACACGGCAGAUCGGAAGAGAAACAGGGGAGAAUGUCCUUCAUGUCCGGGAUGCUGACACCCAAGACAAGAUACUGCAAGCGCUGCACCUCCAGUUUGGUAAACAGUACCCUUGCUCAAAGAUCUACGGGGAUGGCAACGCGGUUCCGAGGAUUCUGAAGUUUCUCAAAUCUAUUGAUCUUCAAGAGCCACUACAAAAGAAAUUUUGCUUUCCUCCUGUGAAGGAAAAUAUCUCUCAAGAUAUUGACCACAUUCUUGAAACUCUGAGUGCCUUGGCUGUUGAUCUUGGUGGGACAAACCUCCGAGUUGGAAUAGUCAGCAUGAAGGGUGAAAUAGUUAAGAAGUAUACUCAAUUCAAUCCUAAAACUUAUGAAGAAAGGAUUAACUUAAUCCUACAGAUGUGCGUGGAAGCUGCAGCAGAAGCUGUGAAACUGAACUGCAGAAUUUUGGGAGUAGGCAUUUCCACAGGUGGCCGUGUAAAUCCUCAGGAAGGAGUUGUGCUACAUUCAACCAAACUGAUACAAGAAUGGAACUCUGUGGACCUCAGGACGCCCCUGUCUGACACUCUGCAUCUCCCCGUGUGGGUAGACAAUGAUGGUAAUUGUGCAGCCAUGGCGGAAAGGAAAUUUGGUCAAGGCAAAGGACUGGAAAACUUUGUUACACUUAUAACAGGCACAGGGAUUGGCGGUGGGAUCAUCCACCAGCACGAACUGAUCCAUGGCAGCUCCUUCUGUGCCGCAGAGCUCGGCCACCUUGUUGUGUCUCUGGACGGGCCUGACUGUUCUUGCGGAAGCCAUGGGUGUAUCGAGGCCUAUGCGUCCGGCAUGGCCUUGCAGAGGGAAGCAAAGAAGCUGCAUGAUGAGGACCUGCUCUUGGUGGAAGGGAUGUCAGUGCCUAAAGACGAAGCCGUGGGUGCACUCCAUCUCAUUCAGGCUGCGAAACUUGGCAAUGCAAAGGCCCAGAGCAUUCUAAGGACAGCUGGAACUGCUUUGGGACUUGGAGUUGUGAACAUCCUCCACACUAUGAAUCCUUCCCUCGUGAUCCUCUCUGGAGUCCUGGCCAGUCACUACAUCCCCAUUGUCAAAGAUGUCAUCCGCCAGCAAGCCCUGCCCUCUGUGCAGGAUGUGGACGUGGUGGUGUCAGAUCUGGUUGACCCCGCUCUACUCGGUGCUGCCAGCAUGGUUCUGGACUACACAACUCGCAGGAUCCAUUAGGCCUCCCACGAGUAGACAUGGACUAAGACCCAAGAGCUCCUCAGAGGAAUCAAGUUCUCUUUUAGAUGA